Sitophilus oryzae (rice weevil) is the source of this 2413-nucleotide messenger RNA. RefSeq names its product 4-coumarate--CoA ligase-like. Gene Ontology annotation, biological process: long-chain fatty acid metabolic process; fatty-acyl-CoA biosynthetic process. The record is from RefSeq and is a predicted model, not a curated record. Bases 192 to 2003 code for a protein of 603 amino acids. The transcript is spliced from 11 exons. NCBI's taxonomy places the organism in Eukaryota, Metazoa, Arthropoda, Insecta, Coleoptera, Curculionidae. Gene Ontology annotation, molecular function: long-chain fatty acid-CoA ligase activity.
UCGACGCUUAUUCCGAAGGCGUACGCCAAACAGUAAACAUUACAGACGUUUUGUAAUUUUGGUGCUGGGCCCCACCAAAUUGUUCGAUUAUUUUCUUUCGUCCUAACAAUAUCCCGGUACCUGUCAUAAAAAUUGAAGUGCUUCUUGAUAAAGUGAAAACAAAAAAUAACUGCAUUUUGAUCGAUUUCAACAUGUCAAGAGCUAUUUUGAAGCAAAUUUCACAAUGCAACACUUUGAUACCAUCUCAACAUUCGGGUUGCAUGGGAUUAUUGACCGUCAUAGCUAAUAGGAAUGUGGAUAACAGAAACUUCUCUAUCAACAUUGCCAAGUCCAAUUCUAGACAGAAUUCUAGCAAAAAACUAUACAGUCAAAUAAGACACAAAAGUAGUGGAGGUGAGUUAAAGUCGCCCUUAGGACCAUGUGCACCGAUUCCCAACGAGAAUCUUGUAGAGUAUAUCUACAAAAACAUAGAUGAAUUCAUCGAAGAGCCCGCAGCUACAUGUGCAGUAUCUGGAAGAAGUUACACAUAUGGUAUGCUCAGAAUGUUGAUAAAUAGAUGCGCACAAGCCUUACUGGGACACUGCGGACUACAACAGGGAGAAGUAGUUGGGUUAUUAUUGCCCAAUAUACCCGAAUUUGUAAUUGUUUGCCAUGGCGCAAUAGAAGCAGGCUUAACCGUUACUUUUGUCAACCCGUUAUAUACACCAGAUGAAAUCAAGAGACAAUUUGAAAAUGCUGGUGUAAAAAUGAUUAUUACUAUUCCAUUACUCUUGGAAAUUGCGACAACUAUAGGACCAACUCUGUCAGGAUAUAGAUCUACAAUUUGUAUUGGUGGUGAUGACGAUCCCGCCAAAAACGUACAUGGCCUAAUGAGUCUUCUCUCGGAAGGUCAUGAAGCUGAACUGCCUCCAAUUCAUCCAGACAAAUUGGCGCUUCUACCAUAUUCCAGUGGCACAACCGGUCUUCCAAAGGGGGUAAUGUUAUCUCACAGAAACCUAGUUGCCAAUUUAGUUCAAGGAGACCAUAGGGCCCUCAUAGGCAACACUGCUAGCAAGAAUGGAGAAAAACACAAAGCACUUACAGUUUUACCAUUUUUCCAUAUCUAUGGCUUUAAUGGUAUAAUGAACAUAUCUCUAAGAUUAGGAACCCAUUUGAUAACAAUUCCAAGAUUUACCCCUGAAGACUACAUCAAAGCUUUGGAAGAAUAUAAACCAACCUAUCUGUUUGUAGUUCCUUCCCUGUUAUUGUUUUUGGCUUCCCAUCCUAGCGUGAAGAAAGAGCAUCUGAGUUCUGUUGAAGAGAUCACUUCGGGAGCUGCUCCUCUAACAGAGGGUUUGUUACAGAAAUUUAGGCAAAAGAUUGAUAAUCCAGAUGUGACAAUAAGGCAAGGUUAUGGAAUGACUGAAUCCAGUCCAGUGACGUUCUUUAUGCCCCAAAUUACCCCUCCCUCGAAAAUCGGCACCAUUGGCAUACUGUACCCCGGUACUGAAGCUAAAGUGGUCAGUUUGAGCAGUGGAGAACUACUUGGCACACAUCAAACAGGAGAACUUCUAGUGAGAGGACCACAGGUUAUGAUGGGAUACCUCAAUAAUGAACAAGCCACUUCAGAAACCAUUGACGAGGAUGGCUGGUUACAUACAGGAGAUGUUGUCUAUUACGAUGAAGAUCAUUAUUUCUACUUAGUUGACAGAUGCAAAGAACUUAUCAAAGUUAAAGGCAACCAGGUAUCGCCAACAGAGCUGGAAAAUUUAAUUUUGGAAAUUGAAGGGAUUAUUGAUGCUGCAGUGGUCGGGGUACCUGACGAUUUAGCCGGCGAAGUACCGAGAGCGUAUGUUGUAACAAAACCGGGGCAAAAUUUGAAUGAAGAAGACAUUCAAAAGUUUGUUAGUUCUAAAGUUACGCACUACAAGAAAUUGGCCGGUGGAGUUAAAUUUAUCAAUUCUAUUCCAAGAAAUCCAAGCGGAAAAAUUCUCAGAAAUGAAUUAAAAAUUCAACAUUCAUAAUUUUUAAACUUUGUUUUUUUUGUUUAGUGCUGUUGUGCAGCAUUGACAAUGUGACUGGAUAAUCGGACAUUACGUUAGAUUUUGAAAUUUUACUAGUCACAACAUUUUUCUGAUUGAUCUUUAAGCAAUAAGUUUUAUUUAUAGAAUAGUUUAAAAGUUUUUCACAUUAAUUGACUAUUUUUAUAAAAAAAAAACAAUAAUUUUUGUUAGUUUUAAGGACAAUUUUCUAUAUUUAUAAAUUUGUAGAUAAUAAGUACCUAAUAGUAAAUUAUAUAUGUAUAUUUUUACAGCUUCUGAGGAAAAGGAGAAAUACUAUUUUAAUGUUAUAUACCUUCGUAUUUUAUAUAUCCAUAGUGUAAAUAAAGAGCAGUUUUUAUGUAAUUUUUUUUAAAUAUAACUUGAAAAAUUUA